AUGGCAUCAGCUCUAGACAGUAGUAGUAAUAGUAGUAGUAAUUCUGCUAGUCGUUGUAGUUUUUCCAGUGAAAGUGUGGACAGCAGCAUCUCAUCGCCAUCAUCAUUAUGCAUUGGAAUCGAGAAGAAGCGUAAACAACAACAUGGAACGGGUACUAAAUCGCUUGAUACAGCCGCUUUGACAAGGACGAAGACAUGGAAGCGUCGUAGUAUUCUUAAUGAUGAGACAGAGAAUAAUAGGAAAAAGAUGGAUGAGGACAUAGCUUGGGAUGUACGUACACCAAAUAAACAAAUGAGCAUUGCCAACCUCAUUAGCUCACCACCUACACCAACGACAAGUGAUGAUAGUUUUUGGACUACUACAUCCGCUACUCUUACGGACGUUACUAUUAAGCACGAGAAGCUUGAGAUGGACAUUGAGAUGAUGGAGCUUCAUCGACCUAUUUCUGUCCCGGUCGUAUCGUCUUCGAAUAUUCCAGCAGCGUUCUUGGCCACGCAAGCUUUCGCGAGUCCGCGAGACUUUUUCGUCGCACCAGCGGCAGUCGCGACGAAUUCAAGUGGGAAGAUGGAAUCAGGUACAGGUACAACAUUAACGACGUCAGAAAAAGCCCAUGUCAUAUGUACGUUGUGUCAAGUGACGAUGGGCAAUAGGGUCUAUAGUCUCAAGAGACACUUGUUUCGUCAUCAUUCACAGGUUUUUCGUGUUGACAGUCCUGUGCGUAGCACUAAAAAGACAGAGUCACCACUGCUACGAACGAAUCAAGUUCAGACAAGUGAGAUUGUGAGCUGGAAGACAAACACUAAUGAUCAGCUUGAAAUACAGCUUAAGGAUACCUUUGGAACAGCCAGUGGAACGACGAAGCGCUGUAAGAUGGCAGAUACAAUGGAUCAGAACAGCACACCAGUGCAAAAGUACAAUGACGCUUUUGUAGGCUGGUUGCGCUCGGAUGUAAUUCCAAUGCAAGCGUUGCAGAGUCAGUUGUUUCGAGAGUUUUUAGCGCUUGUGAAUCCGACAUUCAUCAUGCCGCAAGUGAUCAUACAGCCACAGCAGCUUCACAGACUCAACAUGUUGGAGUCAAAUCAUGAGAAAAGCGAUGAUGCGCCACCCUGUCGUUCUGUUGACUUGAAUGCUUGUGGGUUGGGAACAACAGAGCCGCGCUUUAUGAAGGGUCUAUGUUUGCAAGGCAGUGGUUUACAUGUAGCUCCGAAGUUGAUCACGGACCUUGUUGUACCGACUCCGGCACCUGAUGAAGCACUAAUCGAGGUAUUGCGAGCAGGCAUAUGUGGGACAGACUUGCAGAUGAUUAACAGUUACAAGCCAGGAUUCAAGGGUGCACUAGGACACGAGUUUGUCGGUAUUGUUCGAAAGCUUGGAGCGCAGUACACAACCGAUGACCAUACACAACGGAUGUGGAUUGGCAAGCGCGUUGUAGGUGAAAUUAACAUUUCUUGCAACUCAUCAAAGUGUGUGACUUGUGCACGAUGCAGUUUAAAGUCCAAUCAAAAUGGUGACACUUUGACUCGAGAUGAGAUUAUGCGCCGCAACCACUGUCCCAACCGAUCGUGCCUCGGUAUUGUGCGGAAGGACGGCGCAUUUGCUCAGUUCAUUACUCUUCCUCUUGCAAACCUCUAUGAGGUGCCAGAUAGCGUUGUGGACUCGCACGCUGUCUUUGCUGAACCACUAGCAGCAGCUUGCCGCAUAUUGGAACAGCAAGUUAUCCAAUCAUCCGAUCACGUCGUGGUACUCGGAGAUGGCAAAUUAGGUCUCAUGGUAGCAGAGGUUCUUUAUGCUACUGGAGCUGCUAAGUCAAUUAUACUCGUGGGAAAGCAUAGUGACAAGCUUGCCUUAGCAAAGCAUUUCGUGAGCAACGUGUACACAUUAAAUAGUGGCGAUGAUGCAGAAAUGACCAAACUUGCAGCUCGAAUCGCUCAUGAUACAGAGUGCUUCGACGUGUGCAUUGAGUGCACAGGAACUCCUGGCGGUAUCGCGUUGGCAUUGAAGUUAGUGCGUGAACGUGGAACUGUGGUUAUGAAAUCAACAUGCUCGUCAAAGCGGUCUUCAGUGGAUGUUCGGGCGGUGCACAGCAAGCAACUACGACUCGUAGGCUCCCGUUGUGGACCCAUUCCAUGGGCAUUGCGAUUACUACGGGAUCGCAAGAUUGAUGUGCAAAAGUAUAUUCAUGGUGUUUAUCCGUUGGAGCGAGCCGAGGCAGCAUUGGCUCACGCAGCUCAGCGUGGCACACUCAAAAUCCAGCUCGUCAUGAGGUGA
This is a messenger RNA of Peronospora belbahrii, 2268 nucleotides long. The record is from the annotation of a GenBank genome assembly. Lineage: Eukaryota; Oomycota; Peronosporomycetes; Peronosporales; Peronosporaceae.